Akanthomyces muscarius is the source of this 1068-nucleotide messenger RNA. RefSeq lists its product as uncharacterized. Lineage: Eukaryota; Fungi; Ascomycota; Sordariomycetes; Hypocreales; Cordycipitaceae. The transcript has 5 exons. The coding region runs from base 1 to 1068 and encodes 355 amino acids. Gene Ontology annotation, molecular function: transcription cis-regulatory region binding; DNA-binding transcription activator activity, RNA polymerase II-specific. Gene Ontology annotation, cellular component: RNA polymerase II transcription regulator complex. The record is from RefSeq and is a predicted model, not a curated record.
AUGCCGUGGCGCCCCAGCACUGCAGCCGUCACCACGGCGGUGCGGACACAAGGUAAGAGCAGCCACGGCGCUAGUCCAACGGUCCAGCAAGGGAAACAAGACAGAAGGCAUCUUCAACACCAACCCUCUCUCGCCAUGUCGUCCAACGGCGCAAGCAACCAAGAGCAGCACCUGCGUGCCCAACUUGAGCUUUUACAAAAUCACGAAGCUGAGCAGUCUCCCGGCUCGCCCAGCUCCGGAAACCGCGACUCCCGUGACGCAUCCGCGCGGCCCUCCAACGGCUACGACGACCUGCACUUUUCCUCCGCCCAGGACACGGCCGCCCGCGCACUCGCCACCAAGAGCGACGCCGACUCGCACAUUCACCCCGAUCUUCGCGCCGCGCAUGAGCAGCAAUCCCCCACGGGCUCCAUGAUGCAGCUAUCCCACCAGGACCACCAUAGCCACAGCCCCGUGUCGUCGGGCGGCCACCAGCAAGGUGCCCCGUUGGCACCAGCAGGCGGCGACCCCAUGGCCAUCGACCCUUCUGAUGGCCGCAAGACCAACAAGAGAGAAUUAUCACAGUCGAAGCGCGCGGCGCAAAACAGAGCUGCUCAGCGCGCAUUCCGUCAGCGCAAGGAGGGCUACAUCAAGAAGCUCGAGCAGCAGGUCCGCGAGUACACCGACAUGGAAACGACCAUUAAGCAGUACCAGUCCGAGAACUACGCCCUGCGUGAGUACGUCAUCCAGCUGCAGUCGCGGCUGCUCGAGACCGUUGGCGAGUUCCCCCCGCCCCCGCCUAACGUCAACCUCAACCACGCGGCGACGGCGCCGCCGAGCCAGCCGCUGCCUGCAGCUGCCGCGGCCACCGAGGCCCAACAACAACAACCAGAGAGUACUACCGUCGGCACGCCGCUCGAGGCCGUCGCCCAGGCCGUCGCCGGCCUCGCGGCGCAGGAGCAGCUAUCGUCGGAGCAGCGCUCACAGUACACGUCCGGCACCUUCAAGGCCGACUCGCACGACCAGGACACGCGGUCGGCGGAUGAGAUUAACCGGCAUCUCAAUUCGGAAGAGGGAACGACGGCAUAG